CUGACAGUCGGGCUGAGCGGCCGCCGCGGGAGCAUCAGCCGGGCAGCGCCCGCCGCUCCUGCCCGCGCCCACCUGCGGCGGCGGCUGCCCUGGGCGCGGGGCGGCGGGGGCGCUGCCGCCGCCGGCUCCGCGCAGUCCCACCCCGCCCGCCCUCCAGGAUGAGCCCGGAGUAUUUUCUGCGCUCCUUGCUGCUCAUCAUUCUCGCCACCUUCUCGGCCAACGCCAGCAACUGGCUGUACCUGGCAAAGCUGUCUUCAGUGGGGAGCAUCUCCGAGGAAGAGACCUGCGAGAAGCUGAAGGGUUUGAUCCAGCGCCAGGUGCAGAUGUGCAAGAGGAACCUGGAGGUGAUGGACUCGGUGCGACGUGGAGCCCAGCUGGCCAUUGAAGAAUGCCAGUACCAAUUCCGCAACCGCCGCUGGAACUGCUCCACACUGGACACCUUGCCUGUCUUUGGCAAGGUGGUGACACAAGGGACACGAGAGGCAGCGUUCGUCUAUGCCAUCUCUUCAGCAGGAGUGGCCUUCGCCGUGACCCGUGCCUGCAGCAGUGGCGAGCUGGACAAGUGUGGAUGUGACCGCACAGUGCAAGGGGGCAGCCCACAGGGCUUCCAGUGGUCGGGCUGCUCCGAUAACAUCGCCUAUGGUGUGGCCUUCUCGCAGUCCUUCGUCGACAUCCGUGAGAGGAGCAAAGGGGCCUCUUCCAACAGAGCAUUAAUGAACCUCCACAACAACGAGGCAGGGAGAAAGGCGAUCCUGAACAACAUGCGGGUGGAAUGUAAGUGUCAUGGUGUGUCAGGCUCAUGUGAGUUCAAGACGUGCUGGAAAGCCAUGCCCCCCUUCCGCAAAGUGGGCAAUAUCCUGAAGGAGAAAUUUGACGGUGCCACAGAGGUCGAACAGAGCGAGAUCGGAUCCACCAAAGUGCUGGUACCCAAAAACUCCCAGUUCAAGCCACACACAGAUGAGGACCUUGUCUACCUAGACUCCAGUCCUGACUUCUGUGACCACGACCUCAAGAAUGGGGUCCUGGGCACCAGUGGGCGGCAGUGCAACAAGACCUCCAAGGCCAUUGAUGGCUGCGAGCUGAUGUGUUGUGGUCGUGGUUUUCACACGGACGAAGUGGAGGUUGUGGAAAGGUGCAGCUGCAAAUUCCACUGGUGCUGCUCCGUUAAGUGCAAACCCUGCCAUCGGGUGGUAGAGAUCCACACAUGCCGGUGAUGCACGGGGCAGGGCACCCACUUGUAUCUUCUUUAACCCACACUGCUUCUUCCUUGCCCCACAGCCAGGACUGAGGAAGUGACCCAGAUGCUGCAGGGAGAGCACAGCUCUUUACAGAGACAGAACCAGAGAGAAAAACAGAUUUAAAAGAAAAAAAUAUUUAAAGUUUAAGAAAACUGAUCAUUGUUGCCUUUUUUUAUUUUAUUUUGUCUGCUUUGCUGUAUGUAUUGCUGAAGCCAGAGCCCCUUGGUGUCCUGUGCCAGCACAAACAUUUGCUCUCUGGCUGUCCGGGAACCUGUGUGAUGCCAGCUCUGAUCGGAUGGGCUCCUGCUGCUUUUGGAAUGCUGCAGACAAGUGUUUAAGGCAAGGGUAGUACAGCAUUUGAAAUCUUGUAUUAUAGUUAUUCUGGUUUGUUUAAAGGCACGUGCUGAGCAUCCUGAAGAGCCGCUGGCCUGGCUAAGCCUCAGGAAGGGAAGGAGCACAGCCAGCCUAUGCAGCCAGGUGCAUUGCAAGGGACAGGCAGGUGGUGACAGGGUGGCACUGUCCUCCAAGAGUUAAGUUCCACAUGGAGCCCAGCCUGGGUGAUCAGUUCAUGAGGGCAAUGUGAGGCACUCGUGUACCUCCUUGUUGUAGCAUGCUCGAAGGCCUUCUGGGAAUGGAUGGAUUUUGGAGCAGCUCCAGGGACUGCUCUGAUUUAUAGAAGCUCUUCAGUGGCUGCCUAAGGCUAUUGGAGAACACGAUGGUCCCACCAUGCUCCCUUUCCCCCAUCUCUUCUCCAGUACUUGGUUCCACUGGAGACAGUGAAGGGCAGUGAUACCUGCAAUCCACUGACACUUAAUGGAGCUGAGAGCGAACGGGAAAAAACCAAGUUGAUUUCUUCUCCUCUGUCCCAUAAUUGCCCGCACCUCACAGGCAUCCCACAACAUCCCUCUUUCUCCUCCAUGUGCCUGUUCUCCUCACUCAGGAAGACACUGGGGGACAGUCCCUAUCCUGAUGAAUGCUGAGAAACGCAAAAGUAUAAAGUGGAGCAACUGGGUGUGGAGGAAUGCUGGUGCUCUGUCACUACUGCUGUAUGACCCUUAGGAAGCCACAAGAGAAGGACUCAGCCAGAGGAAUGCUGCCAUGUGUGUGUCCUGGUCACAGAGACUUAGUGCAACAGGGCCUCAGCUGUCCUGUCCUGCUCCCUGGGACACUGCCAUGAGGAUAAGGUGCUGUCCUGCCUGCUCUGGCUUCCCUCUGCCUAGGACUGGGUUAGUGCAGAGUCCUUGCUGUUGGGCUGCAGUACGAAAUAGUUGGAGAAAUAAGCAGAGGGGCACUGUGAGGGAAGGUGGAAAGUGAACCAGUUCCUCUCUCCCUCAUCCACUGGUCUAUGAGUCAAGAAGUAAAAAGGAAACAGAGAAAAACCUCAAAAUGACACCUCAAGCCAACAGGUGAGGCUCAGCAUUGCUGAGCCCUCCUGUGUAGGAGGGAGCUCCCUGCAUGGUCCAGGAAAGCCCAGAGCUGUGGCCAUCGCCUUCCCAGCUGAAGGAGGGGGUCCCUGCAAAACCUGCAAUAUUCUUGCUCUUCCUUGAGAGGGAAAAGGUUGGGGGAAUGCAUGGGCAUAUGUGAAAUCCCAUCUGUGCCAUAGCAGUGAUGGGCUGGGGGAGAACCUGUGGCCACUGGAAGGUCUCCAAACACCAUGUGCUGACAAAUUACUUUAAGCAGUGCAGGGUGCGGGAGGUUUGUGUUAGGGCAAACCCCAGCACACCCAAGCUGCCUCUCUCUUGCCUGCUCAGCACCAGUUCCAAUAAACCUCCAGUAAAAUGUGCCAGAUGGUGGUGAGGGACACCCUAGGUGAGUCGUGAGGUGGAGCUCCAUGGGUUGAUCCAUUUCAGUGCAAACCAGAGAUCUCACCAGAGCAAGGUUUGCCUCUCUCAGCUGGCCAAGUGUACAGCAUUAAAUCCCGGGGUGGGGGGAGGUUGCAGGGGGGCAGGUGGUGAAAUCUAAGCUUUGCCUCCUGUAGUUCCAUUUCAUCAGCCACCCAAGGCUGCAAAUCCUCAAAAACCUUAGAGACAGUUCUUCCCUCUUCCCUUUCCAGCUCAUGCAGAGGAGGUCACAAAUCUCAGGCCAUUGGCCAAGUCUUCUGCACCUUGUCCAUCUAGGAUGAGGGCCAAAGCUGAACAAGAAAAUUCAAAUCAGCAUGGAGAUAAUCUCUGUACCUGGGAUUUUUUCAGGCUGCAAUGAAAGCUAAGCCCUGCAAAUGCCACCCAGGGUUAGUUUGGCUCUGCAGCACUCUGGUUCUUCUCAUAACUGUAAGUUUGAACACCACAGGAGGGGUUUAGAAAUGUGUUUUCAUAUUUAUUUUGUCUAUUAAAUAGUAAGUUUGUGCUGAACAAGCCAUGGGGUUUUCCUGUCCUGAAAUCAGCUCCACUGGGCUGUGUAAAACCAUAAUGUGCUGCAGACACCUCAUGGUUGCUGGUCUCCUCCAAAGAGUCUGGGAAGGGAGGUGCCCACAUGGUGCCUCCUGACAAUGCAAAGAGAACACUAAAGUUGUCCCUCCUCCAGUCUCUUCUCAGGAGAUGCUGGUAUUUGGAUCACAGAUGGCAUCCCUCCUUUCCCAUCAGUGCAAGUACAGCUUGCUUCUGCCUUAACCACUUGAUACACCACUGGCUUAAAAGGCAACUUAUUUUAGAUCUCAGUAAGUCUGUGACUUCCUCCUGUGGAGAGGGCAUCAAUAUCUAUCUGCUUAGAACAGUGUUCCCCUGUCCUGCCCACAGCCAAGGAGCCACAGCUACCUUGCGUGCUGCUGGAAGCAUCCUGCCAGCGGGCUCAAGGUGCAUUUGAGCUGGGAGGGGACGAAAACUGCCCAUAGAUGCCAAGUCAUGGAUCUGCUGCCUUUUGCCUCCAUCACUGUGAUGCAGUUUGCUGGAUUUGGAGCAUAUGCAGUGCCUGAUACACAGGUAUGCUCCAAGCUGCCCACAGUACAUUUUGCUUGUCCCUUGUCCUUCCCCCAAGCCAGAAGCUGUAUCCUUUCCACACUGUUCCCUAUAGUCUGGAGCUUCUUGCUUCAGCAGGGGUUGCUGCUGGGUCCAGCUGUACACCCUGCCUCAUCUUCUUUCUUUAGCUGUAGCUGUCCAUUUGCAUGCUCUCAAAGCUCACCUUUUCAUAGGCUCAUGGUAAAAUCAGUGUCUUCUCUCCCUUUGGCCUCUGUGGUGUUAGGGCUUGAGGGAUAUCUUGUUAAGUUUAACUUGUUGCAGAAAGAGCAUGGUAGGACGGGAGAAAAUUAUGCCUGAGCCUCCCAAAAACCCUCACGUGCAACAGCUUCUCUCUUCCCUUAGUGGAUCACACUCCUUCAGCACUUCUUUUCCCCAUUCCAGCUUCAGCCUCAGGUAAGGAAUUGUCUCCAGUGAAAAAAAAAGAUGUCUCACUCUUCUCCUGCAACAAGGUGUAUGGAGACACUAGCUUCUCUGUGACCAUAGACAGAGCAAGAUAUUUGUGUACUCCUUUUCCAAUGCCCUCUGCCUACUCCACCUGUCCUUUGCAUUACACACACAUCAGACUACAUCACACUAUGCCUCUCCCCACCACUGCAUCCUGCCACAUGCUCGGCCCCAUUCCAGCCCCACAGGCCCAGCACUAGGUCCUCAUCCUCAGUCCCCCAACACCUUCUCCUUAGUAAGCUCAUCCUUCCUCUGAGAACUCACAGGCUGACAUCUCCACCCAGCCUCUCCCCCUCAUAAACCUUCCUGGAUGUCCCACUGCCAACUCGACAUCAUCAUAGCAAAAAUAGGACAUCGCUUUCAAGUCCUCUCCACCCUGCUCUGAAGGGUAAAUUCAUUUUUUUUUUUUUCCCCAUUCCCCAAAUUCAAAACUUUACCAUCAUGAUCUGCUUAUUCUGUUUUCUUUGCCUUUUCUGCUAGAAAAUCCACCUAGGUGUCAGGUACCUUUAGUCUCAGCUAUUUCAAACUCUGGGCUUCACAUUUCCCAACUCUCUAUCCCAGAUCCAGUCCAAGCCCGGCACAGCCAAACACAUGUGCAGAGCUGGUAUUUUUCUCCAGCUGUUUUGACCACAUCACCCUCGUGCCCUUUAUUAGGCAAGGACACUUCCAUCACUCGCAACUAUCUCAUUCUCCCUCCCUGGGCAUGUUCAGCCUCACCCACUGCUCCUUGCAAAGCAAUUAAAUCACUGUGGGUGACAUUAAUGAUGCUGAUGGAGCAUAAGUUAGUACUCACAUCCUUUCCCUCCCUCACACCAUCAGUGAACAUUACAGCAAAUCCCUUUGCAUAUUCCUUCAGCAAUGAGCACAGUAACUCUUCUGCAUCUCCUUCUCUCCCUUUAUCCACAUGACUUUACCAGCUGGCUGUAGGGAAGCAAAGUGACGGAGACAGUAGGAAAGCAUCUAGGACUACCAAAGAGAUACUUCAAGGACAGAAUGGUGUCUCACUGCAUGGGCAGGUAAAGAAGAGGCUCAGUUCUCCUUAGAGUUGCCACACCACACAUGUCAUGCCACCUAUAAUUGGGCAUGACAGGCGUCACAUCAGUCUGGCACAGGAGAACCCACACUGGGGUGACCAUCACUUCCACCUGUACUUGCUGAAGAUGUCAGUGGUGCCUUGGCCAUGCAGUGGGUCCUUCAGCAGCACUAGGCUGCAGCACAAGGCCAUGCUGAAGGACAGACACCCAGUAGAAGCAGAGCCUUUACAGCAGCAUGAUACCAUGACAACAGGAGGGCACCCAGCCAGCGCUCCUCAGAGAGGCCUCCUGACCCUGACUGCCAAAAUCCUACUUUAAUCACAGGAAAAUAAAUUGUGCAACCUACCUUGGACUGAAUUGUAAGACUCUGUGGGUGGAGGGGAGAAGGGGGCAGGAUCUGGGCUGAGGAUCAGGCCCUGCAUCACAGCAUUUGGGCUGGACCACACUAACACCUGGAGCUCAAGCAGCAUCUGCACCAGGCUCUGCCCUUCUCAGUGCUCACAUAUGUGCCCGGGGUGUUUCUGCAGCCACCAAGCCACCAAGCUCCUUACCACAGAUCCAGAGAUGCAGCUACAUGCAAAUCCCAUCUUUGUGCCUGUGUUCAGUCCUCAGGAGCUAUGAUCUCUCCUAGGCUGGCUUCCAGACCUGGCAACACAUUCCUUCUUGCAUCCCAGAUCUGACCAUCAGUAUUUUCUCAAGUGCAUGUGCAAGGAGUGUUGCCUAGGUGAGCUCCAUACCACUGUGGAUCCCCAAACUGCUCUUGGCAGUGCCUCAACACUAGAUAUUUGGUCCAAAAGAUCUAAAUGAUCCACCAUGAUCCUCUCCUUCCAGCUCUUCAUCACCACAAAUAAAAGCACAAAUUGCAAGUCUUAAUUAGAGUCAUUUGCUCAGAAGUGCAAAAAAAUAAUCCACCCCAAACCCCUCAGUGGCUGUUGAGCCUACUCGUCCCUCUUGGCCCUGGUCUAGGACAGCUGUUGCAUUAUCACAGCUUUGCUCCCAUAAUUUACGUGGGCAGAUACUGAUGGGACCAUGGGAAACUAUUUUAAGCUAAAAGAGGUGAAAUUAGAUUGGGUGUAAGGAGGAAAUUCUCUACCCAGAGGGUUGUGAGGCUAUUACAGCAAAGCUUAAUAAGAAGAGGUGGGAAAAUGCAAUAGCCUGUCUCUUCAGGUGUCUCAGCUUCCUGAGCUGGGAGUAGCCAAAUGCAGUCCAUGAGGAAGUCUCACCACCACCUCAAGCCCUUUCCAAAGGAAGACUAUCAAGCAGGGUGGCAAAGCAGCCAACCAGCAGGUAGGUAAUUUGUCUUCAUUGGUGACUAUUCUGUAAUAUAGGAACUGAAACUAGGAUGGCUGGUCAUCUCUUGCCUAUCUUAUCAUCCCUAGGUACCCAUAGGUGAUCUCACAGAGCUAUAGAAACUACUGCCAGAACAAUGUACCUGCCAUUUGCUCACCAAAUCAGAGCAUAAUGGAUUGACUUCUUCCCUACAGCAUAAUCUGAGAAACCAUUAGCUUCUCCAGCUCCCAUCCUUUGGUUUGCAAGAUGAUUUCAUGUACAUCAUUGUUUUGCUGGUUAAGAAACAAGAGAUGUGUGACCCCACAACAUGCCAAGGAACUGUCAGAAAAAUUGCUGUGGCCAGGAAAGAAUGUAGGAACUAGAAGUGCUGCUGCAUCUUCCCUCAUAUCUACAGCUUCCACCAAAGACACCCAAGAGAGCAGCACCUGACAGCAUCAAAUUUAUAGCUUCAAAGUCUCCACUUUUCUGAAGGAGAGGAAGAUGGUGUAUAGAAGUGUACCAGCAAAUAGCUCAUGAACCCAAGAAUUAGAACUUUCAAAAGGGAGUUUUCAGGCUGCUUCUGAAAAAAUACAGUCCAGGCAUCCUGUUUUACUGCAGAAUUUCUUGUUAAGCUACUCUCCAGGAAGGAAGUUGUUGCAGAAAAUUUAAUGUAGCAGGGUUAUAGAGGCCUUGGCUGUAAAACAAGAUGUACAAGAAUGACCAGAGAAAUAUAGAAUAUGUUCAGAACAGAGCAGAGGGUCUAGGCACUGUGGUUACUAUGUAGCUUAAUUUGAAAUGUGAAAAACCAUGGAGUUCUGGGGGAAAAAUAAAAAGGAACAUCAG
This is a messenger RNA of Taeniopygia guttata (zebra finch), 7779 nucleotides long. It is a transcript of the gene WNT4, whose product is annotated as Wnt family member 4. NCBI's taxonomy places the organism in Eukaryota, Metazoa, Chordata, Aves, Passeriformes, Estrildidae. Gene Ontology annotation, molecular function: frizzled binding; cytokine activity. Gene Ontology annotation, biological process: cell fate commitment; canonical Wnt signaling pathway; neuron differentiation. The record is from RefSeq and is a predicted model, not a curated record. Gene Ontology annotation, cellular component: extracellular region.